CUCCUAGGGUAGCUCUCCUUUAUGUAAGUGCGCUGAGGGAAGAUAUUUUCCCUCCCAAUGAAAUUUGAAGGGCGUGCCCACUUUGUUCACUUCGCAGCUGUCAGGAUUUAUUCAUUCAUAAUAGGGGGCUGCUGAAAGGUUAUGUUUCAAACUUUACUGCGUUUCCCUCUGGGGCUAUUCAUGAACUAAGCACUGGAAGAGAGAGAGAGUAUGGAUUUAUAGUCUCCAUUUCUGGACACUUGGAACAAAAGACUAGGUACCACCUAUAUCCUACCUCUCUGGAGUGUGGGGUGAAAUGGAAUCAAAAUUGUCACAGCACAAGCAUUUUGAAUCAGAUGAAUUAUCUCGAAUGCCAGAAAAGGAAAAAGGACAAAAUGGAGAUGAGCAGAUAGUUGCAGAAAUCAUGGGAAGACGUUUCUCUCCUUCACUGAUAACCACCCGAGCCUGGGAAAAAUUCCAUUUUGUUGGACAUGAGAUAGAGAUUACAGAAGCUACUGACAGUUACGGAGCUGUGGUCUGGCCUUCAGCUCUUGUUCUGUGCCACUUUUUGGAAACAAAUGUGAACUCAUGUAGCAUGGACGAUAAAAAUGUCAUUGAAAUUGGAGCGGGGACAGGUCUGGUCUCGAUAGUAGCUAGUUUCCUUGGUGCCCACGUGACUGCCACUGACCUGCCCGAACUGUUAGGAAACCUUCAGUACAAUGUUUUCAGAAACACAAAGAUGCGAUGCAAACAUCAGCCCCAGGUGAAAGAACUGUUUUGGGGGGUUGACCUGGAAGAGAAGUUCCCCAAGUCUUUUUGCCAGUUUGACUACAUCUUGGCUGCCGACGUCGUCUAUCACCACCCUUACCUAGAUGAGCUCCUGCUCACCUUUGACCACUUGUGUAAUGACAACACUGUCAUCCUCUGGGCCAUGCGGUUUAGGCAGGAGAGAGAAAACCAGUUUGUGGACAGAUUCCAGAAGCUAUUUGACCUGGAAGUGAUUUCUGACUUUCCCAGUUUAAAUAUAACCCUGUUUAAGGCAAAGAGAAAACACAGAGUGAAAUGGUCUCCAGUUGGUUGUUAAUGGAACCUGAUAGUUAGCUAG
Heteronotia binoei (common prickly gecko) is the source of this 1084-nucleotide messenger RNA. RefSeq names its product protein-lysine methyltransferase METTL21E-like. NCBI's taxonomy places the organism in Eukaryota, Metazoa, Chordata, Lepidosauria, Squamata, Gekkonidae. Gene Ontology annotation, molecular function: protein-lysine N-methyltransferase activity. The coding region runs from base 296 to 1063 and encodes 255 amino acids. Gene Ontology annotation, biological process: peptidyl-lysine methylation. The record is from RefSeq and is a predicted model, not a curated record. Gene Ontology annotation, cellular component: cytosol; cytoplasm. The transcript is spliced from 5 exons.